AUGUAUUCUUCCACACUUCUACAGUAAUACCCCUUUGCUACAUCCUUUCAACGUAAUAUGGUAGCGAAUACGCGGGGCAUUCAUUAUGUAACGGCUCGCGAAAGAAUUUCCAUUUCCCAUAUCACCAACUUGCAAUACGUUACCAUACAUCGCGAAUUACAGUCAUGCGAAGAAAGGUGUUGCUAACGGAGGUGAUUUACGCCGUGAAAUUAAGUGUGUCUCCAAUUGGCUGUUGGCCUUUACCGCAAGAUGCUACAAAAUUUAAGAUAUUCUGUUUGAAACUGUAUCAUUAUUUCUGUAUUGUCAUGACUGUGUGUCUAGCGGCACCAAUGACAUAUGCUGUCAUAUAUAGCCUUAACGAUCCUCUUAAUAUAGUACAAAUAACUUCUAUAACAAGCGGCCUUUACCAUACCAUGUGUAAUUUCUUUUUUUAUAAAAUUAAUUACCAUCGCAUACAGAAUGUUACUGUCGAAAUGGUACAUUUCAAUAACUUAAUGAAACCACGCGAAGAAAUCGUGAUUCAGCGAUAUAUUGACAAAUGUUUCGUGUUGUAUGGAGCAUCUCUGAUUACUUUUUACUUGGUAACAAUAGUAACUGUAUUCUUACCUGCUAUGACGGAACAAUCAUUUCCAACAUUAGCCAAAUAUCCAUUCGAUGUGUCUUAUCAACCGCUAAAAGCAAUAAUCUAUGUACAACAAUCUGCAGUCGGAUUCAUGGUAACAGGACAACUAUGUAUAAAUGUUUAUAUGGCUUUAUUGCUCUGGUUCACAGCGGCAAGAUUUGAUAUUCUAAUUGAAGAACUCAAGACAGUUACAAAUGUCUAUGAGUUGUGCAAAUGUAUUAAAACACAUCAAGAAUUACUCAAGUAUGCAAACGAAGUUGCAAUUGCUGCCCGUCCUUUCGCAUUUAUUUCAAUAUGUUGUAGCACUGUUAGCUUAAUAACAGUCUUACUUAUGCUUAUUACAAAGCCACCUCUACUAUUUUCACUCCAGUAUAGUGCUAUAGCUACAGCAGGUAUAGCAGAAGUAUUUAUGUAUAUGUGGCCAGCAGAAUUUUUGAUGCGUACGAACUAUGAAGUCGGACAUGUAGCAUUCAAUUUACUCGAAAACAACCAUUUGAGUAAUUUCAUUCAAAUAUGGGAACAUCUGCAAUUUAUUAUAAUGCGAUGUCAAGAACCAAUAAUGGUUACAAUUCCUUGUCUUAUGCCGUCACUAUCUUUUAAUUAUUUUACCAGAUAUCUUUCGACCAUACUCUCCUAUUUCACAACACUGCGUGUAAUGAUGGACGAUGGAUAAAUAAAAGUAAACUCAAUAUAUUGUAUGCAAUUGAAAUAUACUUGAAACGACCAUUUCAAGUAAUUAAAAUUUGCACUACGAAAAGUUCUUGUAUUACGUUUUUGUUAAAAUAGUCAAUAUCUUGAAUAGUUGUAAAAAUACAAUUAUUUUACCAGUAAACUGUCAUAAUUAGUUUGAUUUGGCGAUGAUAGAUUUAAUUUAAUUGUACU
Vollenhovia emeryi is the source of this 1504-nucleotide messenger RNA. RefSeq lists its product as uncharacterized. The transcript has 6 exons. Gene Ontology annotation, molecular function: olfactory receptor activity; odorant binding. Gene Ontology annotation, cellular component: plasma membrane. Gene Ontology annotation, biological process: sensory perception of smell; detection of chemical stimulus involved in sensory perception of smell. Bases 165 to 1295 code for a protein of 376 amino acids. The record is from RefSeq and is a predicted model, not a curated record. Lineage: Eukaryota; Metazoa; Arthropoda; Insecta; Hymenoptera; Formicidae.